Messenger RNA from Aureobasidium musti, 987 nucleotides. Lineage: Eukaryota; Fungi; Ascomycota; Dothideomycetes; Dothideales; Saccotheciaceae. The record is from the annotation of a GenBank genome assembly.
AUGAAGUACUCUGUCGUCUCUGCUCUGGCACUUGCCGCUUCUUCAGUCAACGCCCAUGCUAUCAUGCAGCGUAUCAUGGUCGAUGGUGUUGACCAAGGCUCUCUCACCGGUAUCCGUGCUCCCUCUUCCAACAACCCCGUCCAGGACGUCAGCUCCAGCGACAUUCUCUGCGGUGCCGGCGCCGGUACUUCCUCCAAGCUCAUCACCAUUCCUGCUGGUGCUUCGGGCCCUACCCAGGUCUACCUCGCCAAGGUCGACGAUGCCGUUUCCGCUUCUGCUACUGGACUCAAGUGGUUCAAGAUUGCCAGCGACUCCGUUACCUCGUCCGGUGUCUGGGGUGUUGAUGACAUGAUCAAGAACACCGACUCCGCCGGCUUCGGCUGGCAGAAGUUCACCAUGCCCAGCUGCAUUGCCCCUGGCCAAUACCUCAUGCGUGUCGAGCUGCUCGCACUCCACUCUGCCACCGCCGAGGGAGGUGCCCAGUUCUACCAGUCCUGUGCGCAGAUCAAGGUUACCGGCUCUGGCUCCUUCUCGCCUGCCUCGUCGGCUGAGAUGUCGCUGCCCGGUGGUUACACUGCCACUGACGCUGGUAUCCUUGCCAACAUCUACGACUCUUCCAUCUACACUUCGUACAAGGCUCCCGGCCCUGCUGUCAUCAGCUGUGGUGCUGGCAAUGCCGCACCCGCACCCGCCACCUCCGCCGCCGGUGCAUCAUCCAAGCCUGCCACUUCCGCUGUUUCCUCCAAGGUUCCUGUUAGCACUUCUGCUGCUGCUGUUACUUCCAAGCCUGCUGCUACUACCUUGUCCACUGUUGUCAAGACUUCUGAGGCUGCUGCUCCUGCUACUUCUGCUGCUUCUUCGGGCUCUGGAAGCGGUACUGCUGCUCACUGGGGUCAGUGUGGUGGUAAAGGAUACACUGGUCCUACAACCUGUGUUUCGGGCACUACCUGCAAGGUCCAGAAUGAUUAUUACUCUCAGUGCCUGUAA